Messenger RNA from Opisthocomus hoazin, 1921 nucleotides. It is a transcript of the gene SPON2, whose product is annotated as spondin 2. Gene Ontology annotation, cellular component: extracellular matrix. The record is from RefSeq and is a predicted model, not a curated record. NCBI's taxonomy places the organism in Eukaryota, Metazoa, Chordata, Aves, Opisthocomiformes, Opisthocomidae. Gene Ontology annotation, biological process: cell adhesion.
CUUCAGGCAUAAAUAGCAAGACUCCUACUGUCUUUCUUGCAGACCAACUCAGCUGCCAGCAAAAGCAGGUGCUCUCCCCCUACCAGUGCUCCAGAAGAAAUACUUAGGUAUGGAAAACCUGAUGUUUGUCUACCGCUCCUGUAAAGUUAUCUGGACGUUACUCAUAACAAUACUAGGUUAUGCCAGCAGCUUGCCUGUGGGUGAUGAUUCUAUUUGCACAGCAGAGGAACUUGCAAAGUACAGCAUAAUCUUCACAGGGAAAUGGAGUCAGACUGCUUUCCCUAAGCAGUAUCCUCUUUACAGGCCCCCAGCACAGUGGUCAUCAAUGCUAGGUGUUACUCAUAGUUCUGACUACAACAUGUGGAAAAAAAAUGAAUAUGCCAGCAAUGGUGUACGUGAUUUUGCUGAAAAGGGUGAAGCAUGGGUAUUAAUGAAAGAAAUAGAAGAAGCUGGAGAGAAAAUUCAGAGUGUACAUGGAAUCUUCUCUGCUCCUGCCAUUUCCAGUGGUACAGGACAAACUUCCACUGAAUUAGAAGUGCAUUCAAGACAUCCCUUAGUUUCAUUUGUUGUACGAAUUGUUCCAAGCCCUGACUGGUUUGUGGGUAUUGACAGCCUAAAUCUCUGUGAAGGAGACCACUGGAUGGAAGAAGUAUCAGUAGAUCUAUUUCCAUAUGAUGCUGGAACUGAUAGUGGUUUCACAUUUUCCUCCCCAAACUUUGCCACUAUUCCACAGGACACAGUUACAGAGAUUACUUGUUCCUCUCCCAGUCACCCAGCAAACUCGUUUUAUUAUCCAAAGCUCAAAAUUUUGCCACCUAUUGCUCAAGUAACAAUGGUGAAAUUAAAGAAAAACCAGCUGGGUCUUCCUGCACCUUAUCUUAAUCUCCAAGCUAAAAGCAAUGAAAUAAUAGACUCUGUCUCAGAAACACCACUGGACUGCGAGGUUUCACAGUGGUCUUCCUGGGGUCUUUGUAGAGGUGCUUGCAGAAAAACAGGGACCAAGAUCAGAACUCGUUUCGUACUUCUUCAGCCUGCCAAUAAUGGAAUGCCGUGUCCAAAUCUGGAUGAAGAAACAGGAUGUGAACCAGAGAAUUGUGUCUGAAAUAAAGAAAAGAUAGUAAUUUAGAUAAUUUAUAAGUAGGAUAAGUUUAACUAAAUCUAAACUACAUGUCAGUCAAUGUUCCUUUUAAUUGGGGUAUGCUGCACUAUUUUCCUAAAAAGGUAUAUUAGACUGGUUUUGAAAGUUGUUGUUUAAUAUCAGUAUUUUGGGGGGUUAAAUGCCUAAGGUUUAGUAUGACAACAGUACUUGAUCGUUUACAGACCAAAAAACCCCAUAUAAAUCCUUGUUAUAAAUAUACUGUAAGUUCUUGGAGUACCCUCUAGUGGCAGAAAAGAAGACAUUUGGAAAAACUAUAGUUCACACGUAAAAAUCUUUCAAUCACAAAACCUAAACUAAUAACAUCCUUAAAUACUGUAAUUUGCUGAUCUGCAGUUAUUUAUACCUAGAAAUGAAUUUUUUCUCUAAAUUAUGUUUUUAUAAUUUAUUGGGUUUUUUGUUGUCUUCCUAAACACGUUUAACUAGCAUUUCUUCAGAAACUACUUAAAUAAAUCAGUGACCAGUUGUUUGCCACGUCAUUAAGAGAAUACUAUAACUGAGUAAACUUGUCUUGAGACUUAUAAACACACAAAAAUGUCUCUUUCUUUUUUUCUUAAAAGUGAGAAGAAUAUCUGUCAUGAGGACACUCGGCCCACAAAAUUACCAGAAAAAUUCAGAAGCGUGGAUACUAGUAGAAAACCUCUGAACUUAAUUAAAAGUGUUAGCUGAGAUUUAAGAACUGAAUCACUGUUGGUGUGUGUCCCUCAUGAGACAACUAUCUCAAAGUUGACACUGUCGACCACAACAUAAAUGGUAUUAUUGUCU